Messenger RNA from Trematosphaeria pertusa, 1362 nucleotides. RefSeq lists its product as uncharacterized. NCBI's taxonomy places the organism in Eukaryota, Fungi, Ascomycota, Dothideomycetes, Pleosporales, Trematosphaeriaceae. The transcript has a single exon. Bases 1 to 1362 code for a protein of 453 amino acids. The record is from RefSeq and is a predicted model, not a curated record.
AUGCUGCCCACCAGCGCCAAGGCCAUCGAGCUUCUCCCGCAGAACCUUCCAGCGGCACCAGCGGCCCCAGAUCCAGCGGCCCCAGUAACAGCAGCAGCAGCCCCCCAAGCCUUAGAAGCCACACCCCCUUCGCACAUUCACCGGCGGGACCAUUCAAACGCCCUAGUCCGGCAAUGGAUCGCAAACAACCUCAAAGACACUUCAUCCCGCGCCACCGCAACGCGCCGCGUCCUGACCUUCCAGCGCAACUACCAAAACGUCUUCUCGGCCGUCAACCCCGCCCCUCUCUACCAAACGCCCCUCUACAACCAAUGGAACAGCAUCGAGCCGCUCGUCACCGACACCAUGGUCGCCCGUGGCGUCGCCGAGAACCGCAUCUGCCACGGGCAGUUCUCGCGCCUGCAUCGACUGACGUGCGGCCACCUGGUUUACGUGGCGGAGGCGGCGGCUUGCGGCGUCAGUUGCGCGGGGGCAGCGCGCAAUAAUUACGCGGGGGUUGGUGCGUCGUUCCAUUGCCGGCUGUGCUUUCGGCGACGCAGCGGCGAGGAGAGGGGAAGGGUGCUGCGGCGCUGGCAUGAUGCGCUGUUGCCGGAGUUUAUUGACCUGGGGGAGGAGGCGCGGGAGUGGGAGAAGUUUAGGUGGAUAGCGCGCGAGUGCGAGCCUGCGUAUGUUGAGCCGCAUGGCCAUAUUAUGCUUCCCCGCGUGGCGGAUAUAAUGGCGUACGUGCGGGCGUUUGAGAUAAAUAAAGAGGAGGAAAUGAUGCUGAAGCUGGACGAGGUAUGUUCUACUGGUAUGGGUGAGCACCGCGACAUCGGGGGCUUAGCCAAGGACUUCUUCGGACAGCUGCUGCGGCACCACCAUGUCUUUGUGCACGCUGAGCUUGGGACGCUGGCGACGGUGGCCGUCAUGCUGGCGCUCCACUUGAAAGGCGUUGUUGGGAACUACGAGCUGUUGCUCGAAAAGUUCGAAGCCCCGCCACGCCCCGAAUGUCCUUUUUCGACUCUCUACGACAUAGCCCGUAACCGCAUCGUCGAACUCGCUGCGUUCUCCGUCCUCGACGACUUCCUCGCCAAAGCGCCAGUAAAGUAUCGGGCAGAGCAGCACGUCCGCAACGGCGAUGUCAAAACGGUGGCUCGCCGCGUAUGGACCAAGGCGGCCGAGCGAAGCUUAUUCGGCUGGAAGUAUCGCUGGACGGAGCGCGGAAGGAUUAUGGCUUCUUGCAUUCAGUUUGCCAUGAAGUGUUACCGCAUAAAGAUCGAAAUCGAUGAAGUGAUGGAGCGUUUGGGCGUAGCGAAGAACUUCAUUUCCGACACAGUUGUUCAAAACGCCUUAAAGCACUUCCUGGCCGGUAGUAUAGAUUAG